CCAGGGAACAAGCACUCAGUCGCUCCCUGCAUCUCAGCUUGAGUGGGCAGCCUUGGAGCCUCUGGAUUCUGGCAAAGCUCACAGCAUCUGUGGCUAGUGGUGCAGCGAACUUUUUUGUGGUAUCAGAAGAGAUAUUUAGAUCCCAGAGACACCAGCAAGUAAGCUGUGGUGGGAACUUGGAGGACAGAGGCUGUUCUUCAGUGGAGAUGGCUUAUGCCUCCUGGCAGAUGUGGUCCCCAGUGGAAUGGGCCCGGUGGAUGUGGGCAGCGGUGACCAGCAGUGGGGACUCCAGUCUGCUGGUCCUUCAAGGAGGCUCUGGAAAGAGGAGUUCCGACUCUGAAGAAGCCUUUGAGACCCCGGAGUCAACAACCCCUGUCAAAGCUCCACCAGCCCCACCCCCGCCACCCCCCGAAGCCAUCCCAGAACCCGAGGUCAGCGCACAACCACUCCCAGAAGAAAGAGGAUGCAGUUCUGAAACAGUCUCCAUCCCUGAGGGCCCACAGAGCGACUCUGUAGAAGGAAGUCCUUUCCGUCCCCCAUCACACUCCUUUUCUGCUGUUUUCGACGAAGACAAGCCAAUAGCUAGCAGCGGGACUUACAAUUUGGACUUUGACAACAUCGAGCUAGUGGAUAGCUUUCAGACCGUGGAGCCCCGCGCCUCAGACCCUAAGAAUCAAGAGUGCACAGUGAACACGCGGAGGAAGUCCACCGACUCCGUGCCCAUCUCUAAGUCCACGCUGUCCCGGUCUCUCAGCCUGCAAGCCAGUGACUUUGAUGGUGCUUCUUGCUCAGGCAACCCCGAGGCCGUGGCCCUCGCCCCAGAUGCAUACAGCACGGGUUCCAGCAGCGCUUCUAGUACUCUUAAGCGAACUAAAAAACCGAGGCCACCUUCCUUAAAAAAGAAACCGACCACUAAGAAACCCACAGAGACCCCCCCAGUGAAAGAGACACAACAAGAGCCAGCGGAAGAGAGUCCCGUCUCCGGUGAGGAGAAUCCAGCAUCUGAGACAAAAACGGAAUCCGCCAAGACAGAAAGUUCUGGCCCAGCCUUAUUGGAGGAGACACCCCUGGAACCUACUGUUGUGUCCAAAGCUGUCUGCCCUCUGGACUCGGAAACUGCAGAAGGGGCUAUCCCCCCAGCUGCUGGAGGUGGCAGAGUGCAGAACUCACCCCCCAUUGGGAGGAAGACGCUGCCUCUUACCACGGCCCCGGAGGCAGUGGAGGUGACCCCAUCAGAUAGUGAGGGGCAAGAGGACUCCCCAGCCAAAGGGGUCUCAGUGAGGCUGGAGUUUGACUAUUCUGAGGACAAGGGUAGUUGGGACAACCAGCAGGAGAAUCCCUCUUCUACCAAAAAGAUUGGCAAAAAGCCGGUUGCCAAAAUGCCCCUAAGGAGGCCAAAGAUGAAAAAGACACCCGAGAAACUUGACAACACUCCUGCCUCACCUCCCAGAUCCCCCGCUGAACCCAAUGACAUCCCUAUUGCUAAAGGUACCUACACCUUUGAUAUUGACAAGUGGGAUGACCCCAAUUUUAACCCUUUUACUUCCACCCCCAAAAUGCAGGAGUCUCCCAAACUGCCCCAACAGUCAUACAACUUUGACCCAGACGCCUGUGAUGAGCCCAUUGACCCCUUUAAGACGUCCUCUAAGACCCCCAGCUCACCUUCUAAAUCCCCAUCCUCCUUUGAGAUCCCAGCCAAUGCUAUCGAAGCCAGUGGAGUGGACGGGGACGGGCUAAACAAGCCCGCCAAGAAGAAGAAGACGCCCCUAAAGACGAUGGUUGAAGAUGUGAUGUCUGUGUGUUCUCUGUUUGACACAUUUAGGGUGAAAAAGUCGCCAAAACGGUCUCCUCUCUCUGAUCCACCUUCUCAGGAACCCACUCCAGCUGCUACACCAGAAACGCCCCCGGUGAUCUCCGCAGUGGUCCAUGCAACAGAUGAGGAAAAGCUGGCGGUCACCAACCAGAAGUGGACGUGCAUGACAGUGGACCUGGAAUCCGACAAACAGGACUACCCACAGCCCUCGGACCUGUCCACCUUUGUAAAUGAGACCAAAUUCAAUUCUCCCACAGAGGAGUUGGAUUACAGAAACUCCUAUGAAAUUGAAUAUAUGGAAAAAAUUGGCUCCUCAUUACCUCAGGACGAUGACACCCCGAAGAAGGCCUUGUACCUUAUGUUUGACACUUCUCAGGAGAGCCCCGUCAAGUCUCCUCCUGUCUGCAUGUCGGAGUCCCCAACGCCGUGUUCAGGGUCAAGUUUUGAGGAGACCGAAGCCCUUGUGAAUGCCACAACAAAAAUCCAGCAUCCUGUCACACGAGGGCUGGCCCCCAACCCAGAGCCACAUUUGCAGGUGCCAGAGAAAUCCUCCCAGAAGGAGCUGGAGGCCAUGGCUUUGGGAACCCCUUCGGAAGCAAUUGAAAUUACAGCUCCUGAGGGCUCCUUUGCCUCUGCUGACGCCCUCCUCAGCAGGCUAGCUCACCCCGCCUCUCUCUGUGGUGCACUUGACUAUCUGGAGCCCGACUUAGCAGAAAAGAAUCCCCCAGUAUUCGCUCAGAAACUUCAGAGAGAGGCCACUCACCCAGCAGAUGUCUCCAUCUCCAAAACAGCCUUGUACUCCCGCAUCGGGACCACCGAGGUGGAGAAACCUGCAGGCCUUCUGUUCCAGCAGCCUGACCUGGACUCUGCGCUCCAGAUUGCCAGAGCAGAGAUCAUAACCAAGGAGAGAGAGGUCUCAGAGUGGAAAGGUAAAUAUGAAGAAAGCAGGCGGGAAGUGAUGGAGAUGAGGAAAAUAGUGGCCGAGUAUGAGAAGACCAUCGCUCAGAUGAUAGAGGAUGAACAGAGAGAGAAGUCAGUCUCCCAUCAAACAGUGCAGCAGCUUGUCCUGGAGAAGGAACAGGCGUUGGCUGACCUGAACUCUGUGGAGAAGUCUCUGGCUGACCUUUUCAGAAGAUAUGAGAAGAUGAAGGAGGUCUUGGAAGGGUUUCGCAAGAAUGAAGAGGUGCUGAAGAGAUGUGCACAGGAGUACCUGUCCCGUGUGAAGAAAGAGGAGCAGAGAUACCAGGCCCUGAAGGUGCAUGCAGAAGAGAAACUGGACAGGGCCAAUGCUGAGAUCGCCCAGGUUCGAGGCAAGGCCCAGCAGGAGCAGGCUGCCCACCAGGCCAGCCUGCGGAAGGAACAGCUGCGUGUGGAUGCUUUGGAAAGAACUCUGGAGCAGAAGAAUAAAGAGAUAGAAGAGCUCACCAAGAUUUGUGACGAACUGAUUGCCAAAAUGGGGAAAAGCUAACUCUGAACCAAAUGUUUGGACUUGACCAUUGCGUGCAAUAUGACCGUCGGCACACUGCUGUUCCUCCAGUUCCUUGGACAGGUUCUGUUUUCACUUUUUCGUAUGCACUACUGUAUUUCCUUUCUAAAUAAAGUUGAUUUGAUUGUAUGAAGUACUAAGAAGACUAUCAGAAUUUCUUGCGAUUGGUUUUCAUUUUCCUAGUAUAAUUCAUAGCAAGUUGACCUCAGAGUUCCUGUAUCAGGGAGACUGUCUGAUUCUCUAAUGAAAGACAAAUUGCUGGCCUUGUACACGAGUUUCCGGGGUGAGCAGCUUUUGGAUUUCAUAUGAACAUGUACAGCGUGCAUAGGGAUUCUUGCCUUAAGGAGUGUAAACUUGAUCUGCAUUUGCUGAUUUGUUUUUUAAAAAAAAAGAAAUGCAUGUUUCGAAUAAAAUGCUCUAUUGUAAAUAAAAUUUUUCUUUGUAUCUUGGCAA
This is a messenger RNA of Carlito syrichta (Philippine tarsier), 3752 nucleotides long. It is a transcript of the gene TACC2, whose product is annotated as transforming acidic coiled-coil containing protein 2. Lineage: Eukaryota; Metazoa; Chordata; Mammalia; Primates; Tarsiidae. The coding region runs from base 207 to 3281 and encodes 1024 amino acids. Gene Ontology annotation, biological process: cell population proliferation; cerebral cortex development; mitotic spindle organization. The transcript is spliced from 18 exons. Gene Ontology annotation, cellular component: cytoplasm. The record is from RefSeq and is a predicted model, not a curated record.